This is a messenger RNA of Brugia malayi, 309 nucleotides long. RefSeq lists its product as uncharacterized. The transcript is spliced from 2 exons. The record is from RefSeq and is a predicted model, not a curated record. The annotation marks the transcript as partial. Lineage: Eukaryota; Metazoa; Nematoda; Chromadorea; Rhabditida; Onchocercidae.
UUUCAGACUCGUGAUACGAUCGAAUUCUUUGAUAUUUUCAUCGACUCGAGGAAGAAAAACAGCAACUGUCUUGAUGUUCAAGGCCUACCAAAUAUUACUCACAAUAUCGUCCACAAAUGUACCAUAAUUACGCGAAGAGUACAAAGUAUAUGCAGUAAAUUAUGGAUGCUUACAAUAAGCAAAAAAGUAAAGGUUGGUGAGCUACCAAUUGAUCCUGAUAGUAUUAUCGCUCUUGCUUUGUACACGGUACUAGACACGUACGUGAUCGUUAAUAAUAUCGUAAGAAGAAGUGUACGAAAUCAAAAGUAG